Messenger RNA from Molossus molossus (Pallas's mastiff bat), 5560 nucleotides. RefSeq names its product desmoglein 1 (gene DSG1). Lineage: Eukaryota; Metazoa; Chordata; Mammalia; Chiroptera; Molossidae. The record is from RefSeq and is a predicted model, not a curated record. The transcript is spliced from 15 exons. Bases 149 to 3283 code for a protein of 1044 amino acids. Gene Ontology annotation, molecular function: gamma-catenin binding; calcium ion binding. Gene Ontology annotation, cellular component: plasma membrane; desmosome. Gene Ontology annotation, biological process: homophilic cell-cell adhesion.
GCAAAGGCAGAAACACCUCAAAGCCUGCAUGUAAGAACAUCUACUGAGAAAUUAUUUUAAUCAGACUCCCGCUGAGUGGGGUAAAGAAAAAGAACAGAGAAGAACAAGCAGCACUUCUUGGUCCUGGAUGUAAGAGAACCCAGCAGCGAUGGGCUGGCACUUCAGAACAGCUGCGGUGCUGUUCAUUUUCCUGGUGAUGGUAGAAGUUAACAGUGAAUUUCGAAUCCAGGUAAGAGAUUAUAACGCCAAAAAUGGCACCAUCAAGUGGCACUCAAUCAGGAGGCAACGGCGUGAAUGGAUCAAGUUUGCUGCAGCUUGUCGUGAAGGUGAAGACAACUCAAAGAGGAACCCAAUAGCCAAAAUUCAUUCAGAUUGUGCUGCAAACCAGCAAGUUACAUACCGCAUCUCUGGAGUAGGAAUUGAUCAACCACCUUUUGGAAUCUUCAUUAUUAAUCAAAAAACUGGUGAAAUUAACAUAACAUCCAUAGUUGAUCGAGAAGUCACCCCAUUUUUCAUUAUCUACUGUCGAGCUCUGAAUGCACAGGGCCAAGAUUUAGAGAGACCUCUUGAGCUCAGAGUUAGGGUUUUGGAUAUAAACGACAACCCGCCAGUAUUUUCUAUGUCUACUUUUCUAGGACAAAUAGAAGAAAAUUCUAAUGCAAAUACACUGGUCAUGAGACUCAAUGCUACUGAUGCAGAUGAACCAAAUAAUUUGAACUCAAAAAUAGCCUUCAAGAUCAUAAGCCAGGAACCUUCCGAUUCACCCAUGUUUAUUAUCAACAGAUACACUGGAGAAAUUCGAACAAUGAAUAAUUUUCUAGACAGAGAGCAAUAUGCCCAAUAUUCUCUUGCUGUAAGAGGCUCAGACCGAGAUGGUGGGUCAGAUGGUAUGUCAGCAGAUUGUGAAUGCAGCAUUAAAAUCCUCGAUGUCAAUGAUAACAUCCCAUACAUGGAACAGACUUCAUAUAACAUAAAAAUCGAUGAAAAUGCUCUGUAUUCAGACUUGCUCCAAAUUAGAGUCAUUGAUUUGGAUGAGGAGUACACAGCGAACUGGAUGGCAGUAAUCUUCUUUAUCUCUGGAAAUGAGGGAAAUUGGUUUGAUAUAGAAAUGAAUGAAAAAACAAAUGUGGGAAUUUUAAAGGUUGUUAAGCCCCUAGAUUAUGAAGCAAUGGAGAAUCUACAACUUAGCAUUGGUGUUAGAAAUAAAGCUGAAUUUCAUCAUUCAAUUAUGUCUCAAUAUAAGCUCACAGGGACUGCAGUCUCUGUGGUUGUGAAUAAUGUCAUUGAAGGCCCAGUGUUCCGUCCAGGUUCAAAGACAUUUGUAGUAACUAGUGAUAGAGGACAAAAUUAUGCAGUGGGAUCUUUUAUAGCUACUGAUCUGGACACCGGUAUGGAUUCAACAAAUGUUAGAUAUGUAAUGGGAGAUAAUCCAACAGAUCUGCUCUCGGUUGAUUCAAAAACGGGGGUUAUUACUUUGAGAAAUCAAGUUACCUGGGACCAAUAUAAUAUUCUUGGUGGAAAAUACCAAGGAACAAUUCUAUCUAUAGAUGAUAAUCUUCAAAGAACUUGUACUGGUACAAUUGUUAUUGAUCUUGAAGGUGACGGCUGGAAAAUUCCUGGCACUACUCCAACAUAUGAAGUUAUUUCUUCUACAGAUGUAUAUGUUUCUAAUCAGGUUACUGUCAACAAAGAAAAUGUUGGUGGAGGAGAGAGUGGCUAUUUAGAGGUGCCCAUGUUCCCAGAUAAUGUACAUUUUGGUCCUGCUGGCAUUGGGCUACUCAUCAUGGGAUUCUUGGUCCUAGGAUUGGUCCCGUUUUUAAUGAUCUGUUGUGAUUGCGGAGGUGCCCCUGGUGGUGGAGCUGGCUUUGAGCCUGUUCCUGAAUGUUCAGAUGGAGCAAUUCAUUCGUGGGCAGUAGAAGGACCAGGGCCUGAGUGCCAGGGUCUGACCACCAUCCCUAUACCACAAAUACCAACAGGUGCAAAUAUAAUUGAAUGUAUUGACACUUCAGGGGUUUACACAAAUGAGUAUGGUGGCAGAGAAAUGCAAGAUAUGGGAGGAGAAGAAAGAAUGACAGGAUUUGAACUAGCCGAUGGAGUUAAAACAUCAGGAGGACCUGAGAUAUGUCAAGAAUAUUCUGGAACAUUAAGAAGAAAUUCUAUGAGGGAAUGUCGAGAAGGAGGUCUGAAUAUGGGCUUCAUGGAAAGUUACUUCUGUCAGAAAGCAUACGCAUAUGCAGAUGAAGAUGAAGGACGCCCAUCCAAUGACUGUUUGCUCAUAUAUGAUAUUGAAGGUGUAGGUUCCCCUGCCGGCUCUGUGGGUUGUUGUAGCUUCAUUGGAGAAGACUUUGAUGACAGCUUCUUGGAUACACUGGGGCCUAAAUUUAAGAAGUUGGCAGAUAUCAGCCUGGGAAAAAGUGUUGAACCAUAUCCAGACUUUGAUGUUUCUUGGCCACCUGAGAGCACGGAACCAGUAUACCCUCAGCAGGGAACAGAGCCCAUUGCUAGUGGACACCCACCCAUCUCCCCACGCUACGGCACUACCACAGUCAUUUCUGAGAGUGCCUACCCCUCAGGACCGGGUAUACAGCAUCCUAUGGUUAUUCCUGAUCCUCUGGGCUAUGGUAAUGUCACUGUGACCGAGUCUUACACCACCUCUGGCACUCUGAAGCCCUCUGUCCACGUUCAUGAUAACCGACAUGCCUCAAACGUGGUAGUGACAGAGAGGGUGGUCGGCCCAAUCUCUGGUGCCGAUUUGCAUGGAAUGUUAGAGAUGCCUGACUUAGGAGAUGGGUCAAACGUGAUAGUAACAGAAAGGGUAAUAGCACCUAGUUCAAAUCUACCCACCACUUUGACCAUCCAUGAUCCUAGAGAGUCUUCCAAUGUGGUGGUGACAGAAAGAGUAAUCCGACCAACUUCUGGCAUGAUGGGCAGUUUGAGUAUACACCCCGAGUUAUCAAAUGCCCACAAUGUAAUCGUGACAGAGAGGGUUGUUUCUGGCUCUGGCGUAACUGGAUUUAGUGGCCCAGCUGGGAUCAUUGGAGGCAGUGGCACAGUCAGCAGUGGCCUGGUUAGCAGUGAAGCUGGAAUAAGUGGUGGUGGCAUUGGGAUGAGUGGUCUGGGAGGAGGCGGGGGCCUAAGUAGCAGCAUGGGGGGGACAGCCGCCAUUAGCCAUAUGAGGAGCUCUUCUUCUGACCAUCACUUUAGCCAGAACCUUGGGUCCGCCUCCCCUAGCACAGCCCGAAGUCGAAUCACCAAGUACAGUACAGUGCAAUAUACUAAGUAGCCAGGAUUCCAGCACACUUUUUCUCAGUAAUUGUGACUUAGCUUCAAUUCCCACCACCAAAAAGCUAACAACUAGGUACUAAGGUUAUUGCAGAGCAAGAUGAGAAACCACAGUGAGAAAAAUAGAUGGAAACCGAGCUGUCGGGUAAAAGCUCUCCUUAGCAUUGGUAAACUUUUUUCUUAUAUUAAUACCAGUGGAAUCAUGAUCAUGAACUAAAUCUUGAGACAGGGUUUCCUUCAUUUCUAUGUGGCCUGUAGUGCAUCUCCAGCAUGUGGAAGAAAUAAAACGUGGUCAUGUAAAAGCACUGGCCUUAAGAUGGCAAUUAGCAUAAUUCUCUUGCUCUUAUUUGAUUUGCCAUGUAUCUCUUGCAAUAUUUAAAAAGAACUAAACAUUCAAUGUGUUCAUGUAUGUGGGAAGAAUUUGAAAUUUGUGUCAAAUGCCCUGUCAGUUUCACAGAUAAUAUAAAUAAAAAUCCAACCACAUAUUCAGACCAUGGUUAACCAUUAAAGAAAAAAGAAUCUUGUUACAUAGCCAAGUCCACAAACCACGAAGCAUUCCUACCUUAAUAACUGCACUAGGUGAAAUAAAUCUCAAAUUAGGAAACGCUUCCUGGGAGGGAAAUUCCAUAAGAGUGGCAACAAGGUGAGAUCCAUUUGGGAUAACUGACCAUGUCUGAACUUGAAUCUUGAGAUGGGGCUUCAGCUAAAAUUCUUAGGGAGUCAAGACUUUUCUGCUUCUAGUUUGCAUUUAGUGUAGACGCAAUAUUAAUUACUAUCGCCUACUGGUGAGGUUGCAGGAUAUCACACUCAUUUUUCUCUUUACUGCUGUGAUUCUGACUUAAUAAAGGAAAACCUGCCAAGUAUACUUCUCAGAUUUAAGCAAAUAACAACUGACAUGGUUGUCCUCACUAGUGGUAGUCUACCUUGCAAGGAAGCAGACAGGAAUUGCAUUGUAUUUUCAGAUUGUGUUUUUAGUAACUAUUAUUCAUUUAUAUAAAGCUCUUUAUUGUACAUCUCCUAAGUUAAAAUGCUUUACUUAAGCUGAGCUGUAUGGUUACGCUUUGGGGGAAUUUUUAAAAGGGGAUCUAAAAAAAAAGUUUUUAGAACAUGUAACAUGUUUAAUGGGGAAAGUUAGAAUUGUUCAGUAAAGUAAUACUGUACUAUUAGUUUGAAUUGAGUUUAAUACUUUCUAAACAACCCUCUGCUGCUAUUUUGAAGGGCUCAACUAGAAACUUUUAACAGAGUUGAUGAUAUUGUGUUAACACAAAUGAAAUUGUACUAGACAACCCCUUUUCUUUAUUCUAUCUCACUCCCAACUGAAUUUUUGCACUAGCAUAAAUUUUACAUUCCUGAUUUGAUUUGUCAAUACACUCUUGUUUUAUACAUGGUCCAACUUAUAGAUUCCAAAUUAAAUCUUAUGAUAUAUGUUUCUAGCUUCAAAUUUUAAUAAUGUAUAUUUCUGUAAGUUUGCUAUAUAGUAUUACCUGGUUAAAAAAAAAAAAUCUGUAAAUAGAAUCAAAGCAUUGUUAGACAGAGGUAAAUUUACCACUGCAUGGUAAAGGAAUUUUUUUCUCUUUUCUAAAAUCAGUGUUAAUGUGGGUUCACUAAAGUAAAACUGGAUAUGACAAUAUAUUUUAAGGGUUAUUACCUCCAAUUACUCAAAUUUCCUAGGGCAUUACGGAUUAAAAAAUUAGUUAUUCCAUUUCCAACACUUGCCAAAGGGGGCUGGGGAAUGAGUUAUUUUACGUAGAGCUGUCUAGCUCUAUGUUAAUAGCAGAUGAUGUCAAUAUUUUCAGAGCCACAGUAUGCAUCAUAUUUAAACUCUGUAGACUAUGUGAAAUUGUGAUGUUCUGUAGCAUGCCAAAAUGCAGAGGUGUAAAUAAAGUCAUUCACAGGGAGUCUUUCUAUUAUUUCUUUCUCUUAGUUGGGGGCUCCAUUAAUGAUGGGUACUUUUUUCCAGAAAUAAAGCCAAAGGGUAUUUAUUCAAAUAUAUUUGAGUAUAUUUAGGUGCAGGAGUUUGAAGAACUAAAAAUAAUUAUUAGUUAAUUAAUUAAAGGAAGUGAUAUCUGAUGACAAGUAGCUUACUUGUCACUUGGAUAUGACAUAUUAUCAAAAGUGUUUACUUGAGACUCCUGAUAGUGUCCAGAUAUGUUUUUUAGGUUGUCUAAAAAAUGCCAGAAUGACCAUCUUUAAUAACUGUUGAUAUUAAGAUCCAUUGGUUACAUAAAACCAUGGGAAAUUCAAGAAAAAAAUAGUAAUAUUAUUCAUCAAUUUUUCC